This is a messenger RNA of Anisakis simplex (herring worm), 4119 nucleotides long. Lineage: Eukaryota; Metazoa; Nematoda; Chromadorea; Rhabditida; Anisakidae. The record is from the annotation of a GenBank genome assembly.
AUGGAAUCAAGCAGAAAGACGUCGUUACCUCAUAAAACGCCUAAGCAACAAUACCAGCAGCAGUUAUCUUCAGCAGGGAAUACGACACAUCGCCAACGUAACUCAAAGCAUCCAAACGACACUACUACCUGUCCGGCAAAGAAUCUUCCCCCUGUAAAGAAUGCAGCGUCACUUUUGAAAAAUACCUCUUCAUCGCUUUCAACUAAUGGUGCUGACGGCAGCGUUGGUUUUGGUGUUAACUUGAAUGCUAGCAACAGUAUUCCAGCUCCGGUACGAGCCUCAGGCCCACCUCCGGCGCGAACCCAAGCUUCAGUUUCAAUAACUCCAUCUUCGUCGUUUGAUGUCUCGGCCAAGACUCGUUUAUAUCGUUCUUCGGCUACGACGGACUGCACGAAGAAGAAGUUCGCUGAUGGAAUCACUGAAGUUCGUACGAGCAGCUUUUCAUCGACAUCAUCACCAUCAACUGAUUGGUCGGGAAGAAGAAAAGGUGUAUCGGGAAUUAACAAAAAUAACAGUGGCGCUAAUGAUAAUGCAAAUAUUAAUACCGCUCAUGAUAGAGGUAAUCCGUGGAAAAGAGAAACGCCAUCAGUGGUGGCUACUUCAUCAAUAGUAGCAGCUGGUUGUAAGGAUAAUGCAACAGUUGGAUCCGAAAGUGUCGAUCAUUCGAGAAGGAAUUGUUGGAAAAUAGAUGAAAGAGAACCGAAAGGCUUCAAAGGUUCGGUUGGGUUAAAAAAGAGGGAGGAUGAAGGUGGGACACAAGGUCAGCAGGGAACUCCGACUCCCGCCGAGGCUGAGGCUCAGAGCCAGGCCGGAACAUCGAAUCAGCUUGACUCGGCGGCUGCGUUGGAUGACAACUCACAUGCUUACGUUGGUCUUCAGAAUCAGGCAAACACGUGCUAUCUAAACUCAUUGAUCCAAACACUGUUUAUGACACCUGAAUUUAGGAACGCAAUUUUUAAAAUGAUGUUCAAUGGAACAAAAGACGAGGAAAUGCGCAGCAUAGCGUGUCAACUCAAGAAAAUUUUCGCGCUCUUGCAAACGACCGGUGAAAAAUCACUGCAAACAACAGAUAUAACGAAUUCGUUCGGAUGGAAGAAUAACGAAGCACUUGAACAACAUGAUAUACAAGAGCUGUGUCGCUUGAUGUUUGACGCACUCGAGCAGAAGUGGCGUAAUACACCAAAUGCAGAGCUCGUUCAGAAUCUCUAUCGAGGAACAAUGUUGGAUUACGUGCAGUGUCUCAACUGCAAACGUCAAAACGUCAAAUUUGUACCGUUUCUUGAUUUACCAUUAGCUACAAAGCAUUGUGCUACGGGCACACCUUUCGAGAGUAUUGAAGAAGCUCUUCAUGCCUUUGUCAAACCAGAGAGGGCUGAAAGCAGCAGUGAUGCAGCAGCAUCUCCGACGAAGAUAGAUUACGUGCAACGUGCAGAGGAGCAAUCUAUGCGUAUUGAUGAGGAUGAAGUAAAUGAAUUAUUAAAAAAGGAUGGACCAUAUGUUUAUGAGUUGUUUUCGGUGCUUGUUCAUCAGGGAACAAUAUCAAACGGGCAUUAUUUCGCUUAUGUGAAGAAUAUGGACCAAAAAGAGUGGUUCUGUUUCAACGAUAGUCACGUAACACGAGCCACACUUGAGCAAAUUCAUCAAACUUGGGGUGGUAUGAAAGGGGGUUGGUCAUCCAGUCAUACAAAUGCUUAUAUGCUCAUGUAUAGAAAGGUCGACCGUCAAAGGAAUGAGAAAUUCAUGAAAACAGUGGAUAUGCCAAAUGAUUUGAAAAUGCAGUUGAAACGUUGGCAUCAGGAAGAGGUGGAAAAGUUGGAGGAAUGGCGCUAUGAAGCAACUCUUGUGAAUGUGAGCGUAAUGUACAAUAGUAGUGAUGGUAGUGGUUCGGUGGGAGGUUGGUGGCAUCGACGAGUUGGUUGUGCCAGUGGUGCAAAGUAUCAUCUGCGUGUUUCAUACACGGUCAAACUUUACGAGAUAUACAUUCGUGCAAUACGUCGUUUCAUUGAACGUAGGUGUGACGACCGUUCGAUUGAAGAAGACUUCAGACUGUUGAAAUGUAACAGUUGCUUAUUCAAUAUUGUGGAUGAGUUCAGCAAGGAACAACUUUUGGAGAUGAGUAUUGCGGAUGCAUUCCCGUCAUGCACAAAAGAGACGGCAGCGAAUUGCGCUAUAAGCACGAGAGGACAGCACCGUUCAGGGAGCAAGUCAAACACUCGUCGUGGUGCUGAUGUGUAUUUGGUAUUGGAUUGUAAACCGAGUGCAAUGAAGAAGUUUUAUGGAAUUACCAAAACGAGUGACGACGGUCUCAGUGGCGCUUUCACUCUGAAUGUCGUUCCGCUGGACGUACAAAAUGGUACUUAUGGACGUGCACGUUUGGUGCAGUUCGCUGACUCUGAAACAGUGGCACAAAUGAAGACGAAAAUUGCUGCGCUGUACGAAGAGUCUGAAGAGUCGGCGGCUGCAUUGCGUUUGGUAUUAGAUAAAGGGAUUGUAUCACCUCCAACAAUGUUUCUCUUCAACAUCGAUGGGUUACAAGCAAGAGACGUCGUUGGUGAUAGGUCUACAAUCGCGAUGAAGUUAUUCGUUGAUUGCGCUUACGAUUACGGUUCACAAGGAAGCAGAGGAGCGAUUAGAAACGCAGAUCGUUGUAAGUCGUUCAGCGAAUCGUUGAUGUGUGAAAUGUUGGAGCGUCAGAAGCGUACAAUCAAGUUGAAGAUCAUAUUACCAGAAUGUGACGACUACAAGCAUAUCACUAUGAACGGUCCACCACCUGAGUCGAUCGUGGCCAGAAGUCGUUCUGUUACACCGAUUCCAUCAACACAGUCAACUGGUGGCUUCAUUCAAAAUGAGCAGGAAAACAACGGCGCGGAGAACGGAAGUAAUGAUGGGUCGAGUAAAAAGUUAUACAGUAACAACAGUAAUGAUGUUGGUGAUUGCAAGACGAAGAUGAAAAAAGAUACUAAUAUUAGUGAUGAUGAUACUGAUUAUCGUCGUGGUGUUGGUUCACAAUUUAAUAUCAACGUUUAUAAAGAUGAAGGAGAUGAGGAUGAUUUUGAUUUGGAUGAUAGCGAUGUGGAUGGAUAUUUGGAUAGAGACGAAGAGCAAAUUACAUUAUCGUUACCAAAAAACAUUGCAUUCUCAGCUUUGAACACCACUCCGGAUGGAGAAUUAACAAUACUGGCUGAUGAUCGUCAGACAGUUUAUAAUUUACGCAGUUGGAUAGCUGAUCAACUUGUCAUUGACGUUAAUCAAUUCGCGAUAUUGAAACAUUAUCGUCAAGGGGAGUCAGGUUAUGAGAGUGCAAUAUGGAACUGCAAUGAGACACUUCAUGAAGCGUAUUCAUCUGUUCUGUAUCUAUCCGUGAAAUUAAGGGAGCCACUUAAGAAGGAUCAAAGACUAGUUCCUGUGGUCAACUACGCACUGAAUGCGGAAGAGCCGGACGAGUGGCUGUUCCUGUUUGACGUGACUGGUACGGUAGAUAUGUCGAUUGGCGAGGUGUUAAAGAUGUGUGAUGAAAAGCUUGGAAUGGUUUAUGGAAGGAACCAUGGAACUGGACGUUUGCGUCUACGGGAAAUGAUAAAUGGAGUGGGUCUCCCGAUUCUGAGUUCUGGAGAUCGUCUUGGGAGACGUGGAAAAAACUGGAAUGAAACGCUGUAUUUGCAAGUUCUUGAAGUUGAUGAGGCGUUAGCAUAUGAAAGAGUCGGUAUUGGUGCCUAUCCAGUGACAGUAUGCCGUUGGAAUCCGACAGAAUUGAGUGUAGGUGAACGCGUUGAGGUAAUCGUCUCAGCAGCAGCACAAGAUCAGAUACGGGCAUUGAAGGGAGCAAUCUCAAGACAGUUUCACGUGAAGUUGGAAGAUAUUGAGUUGUCGACUGCCUAUCCAACUGUUGGUAGUGCAGCCAAAUGGCCGUACACAGUACAACGUUGCGCACUCAUUGAUGAAGUACACUUUUCAAAGGGCGGUCUUAUUCCUGCAUCUGGAACCUUCAAUGGCAAGCUGGUGACAGAAGAAAUGAAAAAUGACAUUCGACGUCAGGAUGGGAAGAAAAAGGGUAAAAUGAAUGAUGAACGCGAGCAUCCGUUGAGAAUUCAAUACUCAAUGAGUGUUUCUGAGGAGUAG